UGCUACGCUCUCCUGUGCGCUAGCAGGAUCAGCUAGCUGCCAGCUACGCAGUAAGGAAAACUAAGAAACUCUCCAGAGAAGAAGAGGAGUUCCCCUUCACUUUGACCACAUUUAGUCUUUGCACAAGACAUUAACUGACAUUAACUUACCCAAUUCUUAAAGAUAGACACCUGCUUCAUUCUUUAUCUUGACUCAGCUGUACUGAGAGAGCGGCUCCCCUUUGUGACAUCAUGUCUCAGAAGUCGCAGUCAGACGGCAGUCAGAAACACUUCGCUGUGGGUCGGGGGCUCCUGGCUGCCGCAGAGACCUUGAACUUCAGCAUGAACGAGCAGAGAUCCAGCCGGCAGAUGGGGGGCAUGGCCUCAGGUGUGGGGGUGGGCAGUGGUGUGGAGGGCCAGGAUGGCAGCGGUCAGAUGUCCCGGCGUGGCGGGGGCAGCAAUCUUGGCAGCACCAUGAAGCUGUUUGCCAGUUUAGGGCUGUCGCCCUCUGACCUGGACGCUCUGGCUGAAAUCCCAGAGGAGGACAUCAGCGUGGAGACGCUGCCGCACAUCCUCAUGCAGCUCAAGAACCGCAAGGGGGACGCAGGAGAGCGUCGGGGGGCGUCCUCCAUGUCCUCUGAUGCUGCAUAUCGAGGAGGGAGGGACAGCUGGGACAACGUGCACAUGGGGAGGAUGGACGGUCCUUCUCUGGCUCAGGGUUCAGCCCGGGCCCAGCCCUCUACUGACUUUGGGUACAGUUCCCUGCAGGACGUCUCCUCCAGCCGCGGCUAUGGCUUGAAUUACAGCAGCAGCGGGAGUGGGAGCAGAGAGAGGCCGUAUUCUGAACUUUCCCAUCACGAUUCCUACAGUGGGCUCGGCAUGGGGCCGCCGUCGUCCGACUCCGUCUUUAUGCAGAGGAGGAUGGGCUCCCCAUCAAACGGAAAAGUCCAAGACUUCUUGGGAGUCAUGCCCCCCAUGUUCCCCCAUGUGUGCUCUCUUUGUGACUUUGACGUUCAUUCCACCAUGGAGUGGAACCAGCACAUUAACGGACUCCGACAUGCUGAGAACAGACGACAGCUUCUCGACAUGUACCCAGACUGGGACCCUGGUAUGGCCUCUGGCAGAGGUGGGGGGGUACUGGAGACCCCCAACCUGUCUGCAGGACUACUGGGACCCGCCCCCAUGUCUUCAGCUCAGACAGCAGGAGGGAUGUCCUCCAGCUGGGGAGGAGGUGGAGGUCCCGGUCUGUCAGGAAACAACCAGCUGGGACAGAAUAAGCUGAGGAGCAGAGUGGUGGUGGUGAAGUACGACAGGAAGCCUCUCAGCAACAAGACUCUGUUCGCCUUCACCGAGCCGUUCGGCUGCCUGAGGGAACACCUGGUCCUGAAGAACAAGGCCUUCCUGGAGAUGAACAGUCACGAGGAGGCUCAGGACAUGGUGAACUACUACGAGCAGCAUCCGGCGUCUCUGUACGGCAAACCCAUCACCUUCUACCUGUCCAAGAGGCUGAUGGUCAUCGAGAAGGACGAGCGGUCCUCGGACAGGUCGAGGGACAGACCUGUCAGGGAGGUCAAAGGUCACGGCAGCCAGGUGGUUUUCUUCUCCAACCUGCCCAGAGAGGAGGAGAAGAAGAAGGAGCUGCUGACCAUUGCUAGACGCUUCGGCGUCGUGGAGAAACACCUGUUUUUAACUGACCAGGCGUUUGUCCAGCUGGGAACCCCGGAGGACGCAGAGAUGCUGGUGAAGUAUUACAGCGUGAACCCCCUGAACAUUAAAGGAAGACCCAUCCGCCUCAACAUCUGCACCAAGUACAAAACGCUCACGGGGGUAUCUGGAGACGAGUCGCAGCCAGAGGAGCAGCGGAAGAACGCCUUCCUCCUCCUCCCCAUCUUCUGGAACCAGGACCUCUCUCAAUUUCCGGACCUCCUCCUCCAAUAUUCCGCAUGCCAGCUCCAUGGACUCAGAGAGAGGAGAAAGAAGAAGGAGGAGGAGGAGAACAGAGGGAAAGCUGAGGAGGAACCUGCCGGUAGAGGAGGAGGAGGUGUCGGAGUCGAACUGGAGGGGGAGGACGGAGGGGAGGGGGAGGGGGAGAGAGCAGGAAUUACGGAUGGAGCAACUAAAGAGGGAGGUAGCCUGAGAGGGCGAGUCUGUGAAGGAGACGGGUUGGAAGUCGUCUUCAGGAACCGUUCAAGACGAGCAUGGUUUCAGACAGUGAAUGGAAUGUCAGAUGACACACUGGACAUCAGUGCGGGGACUGAAGGUGAGGCCAGGCAGGGGGCAGGAGGUCAGAAGGGAAUGAGGGUGGUGAACAUCGUGGGCUUAGACGAGGAAUACAACUUCCUCACCGAGCUGCUGGGACUUGCCAAACCUUUUGGGAAAGUGGCGUACUUCAUUUUGCCACAGAAGAAGAAGCUCCGAGCGAUGGCCAAGUUCUACAACAGUAACGUGACGGCGUCGGUGUGCGGUAGAGCCGGUCCCAGUGGCGGCUCCAUGCAAGGGGUGGUCUACGUGGUUGAGAUGGACAAAGCCGAGGACGCGCAGAGAGAAUGGCUGAAAGAUUGCAAAAGUUUAAAUCACCAAAGUUCAACGGAAACGUCUGUGGCUCCUACGUCAGCAGGAAGUACAGGACAGCUCAACACGGCUGCAGGAGUGAAGGACCAGGAGAAGGAGCAGAAAUAUCUGAGAAAGGAGCAGAUGAAGGGCAGAGAAGGAAGAAAGGGUAAGAAGACGACCGUCAUGAAGACACCAAAACGCUCAGUGUGUUUGUCAGGAGGAGGUGGAGGUCCCGGUCUGUCAGGAAACAACCAGCUGGGACAGAAUAAGCUGAGGAGCAGAGUGGUGGUGGUGAAGUACGACAGGAAGCCUCUCAGCAACAAGACUCUGUUCGCCUUCACCGAGCCGUUCGGCUGCCUGAGGGAACACCUGGUCCUGAAGAACAAGGCCUUCCUGGAGAUGAACAGUCACGAGGAGGCUCAGGACAUGGUGAACUACUACGAGCAGCAUCCGGCGUCUCUGUACGGCAAACCCAUCACCUUCUACCUGUCCAAGAGGCUGAUGGUCAUCGAGAAGGACGAGCGGUCCUCGGACAGGUCGAGGGACAGACCUGUCAGGGAGGUCAAAGGUCACGGCAGCCAGGUGGUUUUCUUCUCCAACCUGCCCAGAGAGGAGGAGAAGAAGAAGGAGCUGCUGACCAUUGCUAGACGCUUCGGCGUCGUGGAGAAACACCUGUUUUUAACUGACCAGGCGUUUGUCCAGCUGGGAACCCCGGAGGACGCAGAGAUGCUGGUGAAGUAUUACAGCGUGAACCCCCUGAACAUUAAAGGAAGACCCAUCCGCCUCAACAUCUGCACCAAGUACAAAACGCUCACUGUGAACCGGAGACAGGGGGGAUCUGGAGACAGUCGCAGCCAGAGGAGCAGCGGAACGAACGCCUCCUCCUCCUCCUCCAUCUCUGGAACCAGGACCUCCUCCAACUCCAGGACCUCCUCCUCCAAAUCCUCAUCCAGCUCCAGGACCAGAGAGGAGGAGAAGAAGAAGGAGGAGGAGGAGAACAGAGGGAAAGCUGAGGAGAAACCUGCCGUAGAGGAGGAGGAGGUGUCCGGAGUGAUGGAGGGGGAGGACGGAGGGGAGGGGGAGGGGGAGGAGCAGGAAACGGAUGGAGGCACUAAGAGGGAGGAGCCUGAGAGGGCGGAGUCUGUGAAGGAGACGGUGGAGUCGUCUUCAGGAGACGUUCAGGACGAGCAGGUUUCAGACAGUGAUGAUGUCACUGAUGACACACCUGGACAUCAGUGCGGGACUGAAGGUGAGGCCAGGCAGGGGGCGGAGUCAGAAGGCAUGACGGAACCAACAGAAACUAAACCUUCGACUGAAGAACACGAGAACAAAGACGAACUGACGGCAGAACCAGGGGAGAGUUCAGAGGCCGAGGAGGGAGCUCCGCCCCCAGACGAGUUUGAUCAGGACUUCCUGGAGAACAUGGAGGACUUUGUGACGCUGGAUGAACUCGCAGAGGAAGAGGACGACGAGGAUCUCGAAGACUCUGACGCCAUCGACAACACAAGGAAAGGGGGAAUGAGGGUGGUGAACAUCGUGGGCUUCAGACGAGGAUACAACUUCCUCACCGAGCUGCUGGGACUCGCCAAACCUUUUGGGAAAGUGGUGAAACACCUGGUGCUGGACUUGAGACCUGAGGCGUACCUUCAGUUUGCCACAGAAGAAGAAGCUCGAGCGAUGGCCAAGUUCUACAACAGUAACGUGACGGCGUCGGUGUGCGGUCGACCGGUCAGGGUCAGUCACUCCAUGACCUACCCCACCAUCCAGUGCGGCUCCAGCAGGGUGGUCUACGUGGGUCAGAUCCCCAGCAGUAAAUACUCAGACGAGGCCGUCCUGAAACUCGCCGAGCCGUUCGGGAAAGUCAGGAAGUAUUUCCUCAACAGGAUCAAGAAAGAGUGCUUCAUUGAGAUGGACAAAGCCGAGGACGCAGAGAGAAUGGCUGAAGAUUGCAAAGUUAAUCCACCAAAGUUCAACGGGAAACGUCUGGUGGUCUACGUCAGCAGGAAGUACAGACAGCUCAAACACGGACAUCGAUGUCCGACCACAGUGAAGAGAGAGAGCAGCAGCAGCAUCUCUCCAACUAAGCCCUCCAAACACCCCGAAGAACCUGCAGCCAAGAAAUCCAAGCUGGAGAAGAAACUGGAGGAGAAGGAGGGAGAGGAGGAGAAACUGAAGGAGCAGGAGGAGGAGGAGGUAGAGAUGAAGAGCUCUGAGCUGAGUGGAGGUGAAGAGAAGAGAGAAGAAAACGCAGCAGAGAAGAAUCCUGAAGUUUGUGAUGAGAAACUGAAGAGCAGCGAGAUCGAGCUGCAGGAGGUGAAACAGGAGGAGGAGCAGGUGGAGACAUCGAUCAGUCAGAACGGACAGACUGAGGCGCCCCCGCCUGCUGAAAACAAACCCACCAUGGCGUCUCUGCCGCUGCGCCCCUACGACCCCGACACCCCCAUCGGUGUGGAACACGUGAAGAUGGGUUACUACUGUCGCGUUUGUUUCCUGUUUUACUCCAACGAAGACACUGCGAAGAAAACACACUGCAGCAGCCAGACGCACUACGACAAGCUGCAGAAAUAUCUGGAGAAGGAGCAGAUGAAGGCAGAGAAGAAGAAAGGGAAGAAGACGACGUCAUGAAGACACCAUGAGUUCAUCCAACCAUUUUACUUUGUAGUUUUUCUUUAGUUUGAGGUUCAGACGACGCGCACUGAUCACCGAGGAGCUUCAGCUGUAAACACGUCUCCUAGGAAACAGACGGAAGCUGAAAGACUUUGUGUUACAGAAGGUGACGAGCUGCUGAGUGGAUGGACAGUAAACAGGAAGUCAGUGAAUCCAUCACUCAUGUUUUCUCCGUCCAUGUGGAGAGUCGUUGGUGUGAAAGACAAACGAAAAUUAGUGAAUUUUUUUUCUUCCUUGAAAUGAUUCAUUAGUCAUCCACCGAGCUGCUGGUCAACUUUCAGUCAAUUGACUCAUUGAUUAUCUGUUCAGUUCUAAAUGAGACAUUUGAAGAAAAUUACAUUUUUCAUUUAUAAUUCAAACAUCGACUGAGAGUAAAAACUUCACCAGCCGUUUUCAAACUGACUGGAUUUAACUUUAACAGUGCAGUGUUACAGGAGAUGAUCACACACCAACAGCUGUUUACGUGGCCGUACUGACGUGAGCGCUGGAUUAAAAGGAACACUUCAACAUUUUGGGAAAUAAUCUUUAACUACUCUCAUUAGCUUAGCUUAGCAUAAAGACGGGAAACAGCCUGAGGUAAAUAUCUCCUUCCUGCGUUUAGGAGGAGGACCUACGUGCUGGAACUAUUUCUUCACAAACGGUGUAUCCUUCCACAAAGUGCCACUCCACAGAAGUGCUAGGUGGAUGGAUACACUGUUUGUCAAGAAGUAGUUCCAGCAGGUGAUUGUUAGUGAAUGUGAAUUUUCAUCCUGAUACAGAACAAACUGAAUGUGUUGAAUUUUUAUGUUGUUUGUUUUAUAAAAUAAACCAGUUUCUUUAAAUUA
Messenger RNA from Seriola dumerili (greater amberjack), 6022 nucleotides. RefSeq lists its product as uncharacterized. The coding region runs from base 231 to 5156 and encodes 1641 amino acids. The record is from RefSeq and is a predicted model, not a curated record. The transcript has 35 exons. Gene Ontology annotation, molecular function: zinc ion binding; RNA binding. Gene Ontology annotation, cellular component: nucleus. Lineage: Eukaryota; Metazoa; Chordata; Actinopteri; Carangiformes; Carangidae.